CUGUUAAUAAUUUGGCGUUCUUGGAGGCCUAAUGGCGUGUCUCGGCCUCAAUUUGUAAUUUAUAAAUUGGUGAUACGUUCCUGGUGAAGAACUGGAAGAAGAAAUAUGCGGGACGUCAAGGUUCGUUGAGGAGGACGAUCGUAAAUGUUACCAGCAACAGGCAGAAGUUGCUCAGUAGAAUGACCGUCACAACGGAACCCACCCAGUGUAGGUGAAGCAGCUGCAGUUUAGUGAGGAUAUAUCUCACUCUCUUUAGCUUCUGCACACCUUAACACUACCAAGAUUUAGCUGACGGUGUCGUACACAAAGGGGUGCAUGGACAAGCCCCCAGGGAUAGUAGGGGCUGAUCGUCAGUUCCCAGUACCACAGACAGUACCUGCAGCCAUGUUAGCCAGCAACAAGCGGCCGCGGCUAGACAAUAUUCGCCCUCCCAUUCCCAAUGGCCCCGGCAUGCAUGCGCGGCCCUUGGUGGCACUGCUCGAUGGGCGAGACUGUGCCAUAGAAAUGCCCAUCUUGAAAGAUGUGGCCACUGUUGCAUUCUGUGAUGCGCAGUCAACCUCAGAAAUCCACGAAAAAGUACUAAAUGAAGCUGUUGGUGCACUCAUGUGGCACACCAUUACUCUUACAAAAGAGGAUCUCGAAAAAUUCAAGGCACUCAAAGUCAUUGUUCGAAUCGGCAGCGGAAUCGACAAUGUUGAUGUCAAGGCUGCAGGAGAGUUGGGCAUCGCUGUAUGCAACGUUCCAGGAUAUGGAGUUGAAGAAGUCGCAGACACCACCAUGUGCCUGAUUCUAAAUCUUUAUCGUCGCACAUACUGGUUGGCCAACAUGGUUCGCGAGGGGAAGAAAUUUACGGGUCCCGAGCAGGUGUGGGAGGUUCGAGAGGCAGCUCAAGGAUGUGCUCGGAUACGUGACGACACACUGGGUAUCGUAGGUCUCGGUCGCAUCGGGUCAGCAGUAGCUCUAAGAGCAAAGGCAUUUGGGUUCAAUGUCACAUUCUACGAUCCUUACCUAUCUGAUGGUAUAGAAAAGAGCCUUGGGAUAACCAGAGUAUAUACACUACAGGAUCUGUUAUAUCGAAGUGAUUGUGUAUCACUUCACUGUUCUCUGAACGAGCAUAACAACCACCUUAUAAAUGACUUCACCAUUAAACAGAUGCGCCCAGGAGCAUUUUUGGUGAACACCGCUAGAGGGUCAUUAGUCGAUGAAAAUGCCCUGGCCUCAGCACUGAAGGAAGGAAGAAUCAGAGCUGCGGCACUUGAUGUUCAUGAAAAUGAACCAUACAACCCCUUCCAGGGUAAUGCUUUAGCAUUUAGUUCCUUGGCCCUAAAAUCACUGCGACCUCUGAAGGAUGCACCAAACCUCAUUUGUACUCCACAUGCAGCUUAUUAUUCUGAUGCCUCUAGCAAUGAACUAAGAGAAAUGGCUGCUAGUGAAAUACGCCGUGCAAUAAUAGGCCGCAUACCUGAAGCUUUACGCAACUGUGUUAAUAAAGAGUACUUCAUGAGCAACUACAGCGAAGGUGGAGUUAAUGGCACUGCCCCAUAUUAUGUGCCAGUUCACUCUACAACACAUGACUCCGUGCCCAGUGGUCCCCCUCCUACUAGUCAUGUAGGGGCUGGAAUACCACCACCUCCACACAUGCCACCUAAUGUCCCAGUCAGUGGAAGAGCUUCUCCUCAGACUGGGCCUCCUGGCCCGCCUGGACCUAGGGACUCCACUUCCCCAUAACACAUACUGCCUCCACCUUUAUUACAACUACCAACCCUCCGCAGUGAGUAUUGACUUUUUCCACACAAACUACACAAA
Molecule: messenger RNA, 1806 nt
Organism: Cherax quadricarinatus
Lineage: Eukaryota; Metazoa; Arthropoda; Malacostraca; Decapoda; Parastacidae
Source: RefSeq, a predicted model, not a curated record